Messenger RNA from Phlebotomus papatasi, 880 nucleotides. Its product is annotated as trypsin-1-like. The record is from RefSeq and is a predicted model, not a curated record. Bases 63 to 851 code for a protein of 262 amino acids. The transcript has 2 exons. Lineage: Eukaryota; Metazoa; Arthropoda; Insecta; Diptera; Psychodidae. Gene Ontology annotation, biological process: proteolysis. Gene Ontology annotation, molecular function: serine-type endopeptidase activity.
CAUCAGUUUAAUUCUAAGAGUUUCUCAAGUAACUUUUAAAGCUUUUAAAACAACUUGUGAAAAUGAAGUUCAUCUUAUGCUCAAUUUUAAUUAUUGGCACCGCAGUUGCAGCUUCUGUAUUUCCCAGAAUACCAAGGAUUAUUGGAGGAGAACCAGCUGCUCCUCAUGAGUUCCCGUACAUGGUUUCCUUGCAAAGAACAGGUGACGGAUUUCAUAUUUGCGGUGGAGCCAUCCUGAACGAAAGAUGGGUCCUUACAGCUGCCCACUGCUUUAACGUUUUAACUGAUGAUGACGAAAUUGUAGCUGGUACCAACAAUAUUCGCCAUCCGGAAGAGUUUGAACAGAAAAGGAAGAUUCUCAGGAAAAUAGUUCAUGAGGAUUACGCUGGAUCUGUUGCUCCACAUGAUAUCGGUUUGAUUGAGGUGUCAGAACUCUUUGAAUUGAACAAGUACGUGUCCAGCUUACGUUUGCCCUCCCGGGAAUUCCACUAUCCUACCGGUAGUGCCACAAUAUCUGGUUGGGGUAGAACGCAUAGUUUUGAGAGCAUCUUCCCCGAUGAGCUUGUUAAGGCUGAACUGCCAAUUCAUCCCAUUGAUAUGUGCUACAGAGUCUAUCCUAAUUCAGCAUUCCACGAAACAAAUCUCUGCGCAUCAGUGAUGAAUGGAUCCAAGGCUGUUUGCAAUGGUGAUUCCGGAAGUCCUUUGGUACAGAAAAAUUCACAGGGAGAAGCUGAGGUUUAUGGAAUUACUAGUUGGUCUGGUUUGCCAUGUGGUACUCCAGGAAAGCCAGGAGUUUUCGUGAAUGUCUCUUUCUAUUUGGAUUGGAUUAAAAAGCAGAUCAAUUCCCAAUGAAAAUGAAAUAAAAAUAUGUUGGAAAAUAA